Molecule: messenger RNA, 1626 nt
Organism: Tetrahymena thermophila SB210
Lineage: Eukaryota; Ciliophora; Oligohymenophorea; Hymenostomatida; Tetrahymenidae
Product: kinase domain protein
Exons: 18
Biological process (GO): nucleocytoplasmic transport; activation of GTPase activity
Cellular component (GO): perinuclear region of cytoplasm; nucleus; cytosol
Molecular function (GO): small GTPase binding; GTPase activator activity
Source: RefSeq, a predicted model, not a curated record
AUGUAUAGAUACAUAGACAAUAUUGAAAGUUUGGAAAAUAAGCUUUCUGCUUCCAAUAUUUCAAGCCUUGAGAUGAAAUUAAAUUCACCUUUAAAUGAGGAAUUAUUUUCUUUAGUUUGUUCUGCUAUAAGAAAAUAAUCAAAUAUCUCAAACUUGAAACUACUCUUUAAUUGGUCUAAUUAAAUUAAUGAUGAAAAUAUAUCUCUUUUCAGUUCUGCUUUGGAAGCAUCUUCUUCACUUUAGUCUUUUAUUAUUAAAUUAAACUAAAGACCUUCAAAUUAAAUUCUUACAUCUCAAGGAAUAUCUAAAUUAAUGUCUUCAUUAGCUAAUUGUACUAAUCUUUCAAUUAUCAAACUAAAUUUGGAAUCAAUUUAAAUUGGAGCUUAAGGUUUUUAAGCUCUAUGUUCUGUAUUAUCUAAUUUUGAGAAACUCUAUAAUUUGUCACUUAAUUUAAAUUAUAUAAAAAUUGAUUCUGAAAGUGUAUCUGACUUAUGGUCUGAUUUAGCAAAAUGCAUUAAUAUCUAAACUUUAGAAUUACAUUUAAGUAAUAAUAAUCUUGAAAUUUAAGAUGCAAAAAGUUUAGGGUCUGCUUUAGUUAAUUUAGUUUAACUCUCGAAUUUAUCAGUUGAAAUCAUGAGUAAUAAUAUUGGCGAUGAAGGCGUAUCAGGAUUGUUCCUUAAUUUAGAAAAAUGCUCUAAAAUCUAAAAGUUAUCAUUAUCGCUUUGCAAUAAUUAAGUUGGAGCUAAGGGAGCAAUAGCUAUAGGUACUUCUUUAGGAAACUGUAUUAAUUUAACUGAUUUAACUCUAAGUUUUCGUGAAGAUAAAAUUAGUGAUGACACUCUACUUGGUUUAAUUAAUGCCUUAAAAAAUAAAACUAAACUCUCAAAUUUAAAUUUGAAUCUUGAAAAAGUUGGAGCUGCGUGUGUAAAAAAUUUACGUGAUUACUUAUCAACUUGCACAAAUUUAUCUACUUUGUAACUUGAUAUACGAUUUACUGAAAAUGGAUCAUUUAAUGCUGCUAAUUUAAUUUCAGGUCUAGAAAGCUUAAAUAAUUUAGAGACUUUAAAUAUUGAUUUUAUGUACGAGAAAGGAUAAAAAGGGGCAUCUAAUUUAGGUACUGCUUUAGCAAAUUGCACUUCUUAACUAAAUGUUCUAAAGCUCAAUCUUGGAGGAAACGAAUAUGCUGCAUCAGGUUUAACAUUUUUAGUUCCUGGCCUUGCUAAUUGCUCUAAAUUAUAAAAUUUAGAAUUAUCAUUAAAGGUAAACCAAAUUGGAGGUACUACAAGUAUAUGCUCUGCUUUAUAAAACUGCAUAAAUCUGAAAAAUUUGAUAUUAGAAUUAGACUAAAACAAGAUUGGAGAUGUAGGCUUAUCACGUUUGGGUCCUUCUCUCUCUAAGUGUGUUUAUCUAUAAACUUUGAUUUUGAAUUUAAGUGAGAAUUAAAUAGGAGAUAAAGGCCUCAAAACUUUAGUUUAAGACGUUUCUAAAUUCUAAAAUUUGACAUAUUUGAUUAUUCUUUUAUGUAAUUGUUUAGUUGGAAAUCAAAAGAUAAUAAAAAUGUGUGAUUAGAAGAUUUUAAAAAUGAAGAAACUAGUCUGUGGAUAUAUUGCAUACGAUUAUGAUUGA